This is a messenger RNA of Brassica napus (rape), 3337 nucleotides long. Its product is annotated as probable F-box protein At5g47300. Lineage: Eukaryota; Viridiplantae; Streptophyta; Magnoliopsida; Brassicales; Brassicaceae. The transcript has a single exon. The record is from RefSeq and is a predicted model, not a curated record. The coding region runs from base 705 to 1874 and encodes 389 amino acids. Gene Ontology annotation, molecular function: protein binding.
UAUAUAUAUAUAUAUUCAUUCACUCUUGUUUUUCAGGCUCCACUCUGAGAAAGCAUCCCUUGCAUGAGAAAGGCCAAAGAUCACCAGAAAGGUUGGAUACUCUGUCAUGUAUCUUUUUUCUGAUCCUUAUCUUUGUGUUGGAUAUGUAUUUACUAUUUAGCUGUCUUGUUCUUUUUUGUGUUGGAUAUGCCGUCGCAGUGAAAGACUUGAUAUCCAGAAAAUAGGGUGGGGCACAUGCCACACCCUCUAAUACACUAACACUGGGACUGCCCCUGGUUUUGAUCUUCUUUUUUUUUUCAUAUUUCCCGUGAGAACAAUGACAAGACAGAUUUGUUGGCUAAAGAGACCACUUAUGGGAAUAGUGCUUAUGAGAAACUUUUAAAACAUAUAUGGGAUUUCCCUAAUGUAUUUGAUACAUAUUCCAGAUUAGAACUCGCCUUUGAUGUUUUAUAAUUUACAACCAAAUUUUAUAAUACGACUGUUAAAUAUUAUUGACUCUAAUUUACCGAAAUUGUUCGCUCAAAACAAAUAAAUAAAAUAAUAGUGAUUUUAUAAAAUCGAUACUGAAUUAAUUUAUAUUGAUAAAAAAAAAUAUAAACCAUAUAGGAAAAGGAAUGAGGAAAAAAGUCGUAUAUAUUAAUCUUGUAAGAGUGAGCAAACGAAAACCCUAAAUAACAAUUCAAGCCACCAUCUUAAGACUCACGAUGAUGAGAAAAAACACAUUAAAGAUGUCGGACCUUCCAUGUGAUUUGAUAGAGGAGAUACUUUGUCGCGUUCCGGCUACAUCUCUGAGGCAUUUACGAUCUACUUGCAAACAAUGGAACUUAUUGUUCAACAACCGGAGAUUCACAAGAAAGCACUUCGAUAAAUCCCCAAAGCAGCUUAUGACUCUCAUGUUGAACGAGUCUAUGGUUUGUUCGACGAGAGUUAAUCUCAAUGGAGUUCCAGAGGUCACAAGCGAACUUAGCCUAGUUGACCCUCUUUAUAGUAGUUUAAUAGAUCAUGAGUUCGAUAUUUAUGAAGUCUUUCACUGCGACGGCUUAUUAUUAUGCAUCAACGAAGACAACACUAGACUCGUGGUCUGGAACCCGUGUACUAGUCAAGCUAGGUGGAUCCAACCCAAAACACGUGUCAGCAGCCAUGCUCUUGGAUCCUACCAUGGUAAUAGCUAUAAAGUAUUGAGCUACCACCCUGACUUCGCAAUCUUUGAGAAUAACUCUAAUUCAUGGAGGAGUCUUGAUAUCACCCCCGACUGCACCAUAGAAGAUUCUGAACAGUUCAUGUCUUUGAAAGGAAAAACGUACUGGUUUGCUUGUGAUAAAAAAGAUGAGCGUCCCAUCAGCAUAUUCUUACUCAGUUUUGAUUAUACAAGUGAAACGUUUGAACGUCUACGUCUUCCGUGCCAGAGUUUUCUCUAUGAAACUAUGUCUAUGUCCGUUGUUAGAGAAGAGAAGCUUUCUGUGUUGUUACAGCGAGAUUAUACGUCAAGGACAGAGAUAUGGGUGACAAAUAAGAUUGGUGAGACCAAAGAAGUCUCGUGGAGCAUGUUCCUAGCACUGGAUUACUCGCCAGCUGGACUUCAUCUUCGGGAUACCGUAAGUUUUUUGGUCGAAGAGGAGAAGAAAGUCAUCGUGUGUUGUGAUAGAUACUUGGAAGAUGAAUUCCACGGCAAAAAGUUGAUUCACAUUGUUGGAGAGCAAAAUCUAGUCAGAGAAUUUGAUUUUGGAGAAGCCAAACAGUGCCCGAUUUUGUUUAAUUAUGUUCCAAGUUUGACACAAAUCCACCAAGGUGUAGGUGUGGGAGGGAAAAGAAAAAGAGAUACAAUUAACGGACAAUAUGCUGGAAGAUGGUCCAAGCUUUUUUACAGAGUUUAGUGGUUUUGUUUUUGAUGGGCACAAGUUCUGUUGAUUUUAGUUUAGUGGUAUUUUUUUAUACUACGAAAUGUUUCAAGUGAGUUAUACAUACUUGUUGCUAUUGCAUUACUUUUCAUCAUUUUUUUGUAUCGUUAUAUGAUCAGGAUUCAGGAAAGAUCUCUCAGGUUCCAGAUCUUUCUUUGACAUAAUUUACAUGCAGGUUUGCAUGCUUCUUUAGCGUAAUAAAUUCAAAGAUAUAGAACACGACUGACCUAACUGAAUUAUGUACAAGAAUUAGUGAGACCCAAAAUAAAAAAAAGACACAAAGAACUUUUACAAAUAAGUUUGUGGGGUUUCUCUCAUAACAGAAAAGUCUACCAAGUGGCAAAAAAUAAUGUGUGCAAGAAUCCAAUUAAGAAUAACAACAAGUCUGAAAAGAAUGAUUCUGUCAUGAAACUCCGUAAACAACAUGAACCGUCGUCACUUUGAUCAUCUCGUCCUCUGCAUUAGUCAUUAGUAAUUUUUUAAAACAUGAUUACCAAAAAAACAUGAGCGAACAGUUUAAACGUAUAGAUGUGGAGAAAUCGCAUGUUAAACCAAGACCAGCCCAUUUAAUUUAUGUCCAGCUUUUUUUUUUCUUCCGUUCCAUGCAAAUACGUUGGAAAUAUGCAGUUAUCAGUGGGUUUUGAAGCAUUCUAAGACAUAACGUGAACGUAACAUCAAUUAUCAGUGGACGUGACUACUGACAUACCAAUUGUUGAUAUUGAUCUCAUCUUGCAGCAACAAAAUGAUGAAACAGUCACAGGAAGUCUCCCUACAACUUCUGUUAGUGUGCCUCAUGUUAACUCUCAACCAGAGUUGAACAUGAACAUUCAGGAUGUUCCACGCUUGCACUCGGACUUGAUAGCGGAUUCUCAGGAACCAUAUGUUUCUACACAUGCCCCUAUGGAAUGCCAAGAUAUUCAAGUCUCAACGAUCACCACUAGUUCCUCUACCCCACAGGUUCAAGAGGAUAACCAAAUAGCAUCGCCAACUUUAGCCAAGAUUUUAUCGCCAUUAGUAGAUAUUGAAUCUACUCCGAUUUCAGCAUCUAUUAUGGAGACUUCUCCAUCCAACAUUAUCAACAAGGAGGUCCAAAAUUGUUGAUCCUUUACACACAUUGGCUCAAGCAAGUGGAUUUGAGAGUCCUUCUCGGUUCACUGCGUUAGGUGAUGUGGAAGAGGCCCCAGAUGAACCAAUGAGCUCGCUCGGUUUGACAAGGGGUUUGAGGGAGAUUAGACCUCCUAAAAAGUUCCAAGAUUUGGAAUGGAAAACUGCACGAGGGAGAGGUAAGCGCGGCUGUCGCGGCCGUGGUAACACUCGCUAGUAGCUCUUUUUCAUUUCUUUUUUGGUUUUGACUCUCUCAUGCCUUGAAUGUUUCAUAGGUUUGAGAUGUUAUUCGUCAUGAAUUGUAUUCGUGCAAAUUUUUUCUCAGUAUAAGGUCU